Drosophila gunungcola (fruit fly) is the source of this 3456-nucleotide messenger RNA. RefSeq names its product chromosome transmission fidelity protein 18 homolog (gene cutlet). The transcript is spliced from 12 exons. Lineage: Eukaryota; Metazoa; Arthropoda; Insecta; Diptera; Drosophilidae. Gene Ontology annotation, molecular function: ATP binding; ATP hydrolysis activity. The coding region runs from base 91 to 3057 and encodes 988 amino acids. The record is from RefSeq and is a predicted model, not a curated record.
UUGUUUGCCCUUUUGGCGGGAAUUUGCCACCUUCCAAUUGUUGUUUACAAUUUAUUAUACUUUCUGGUGGACACACAACCAAAACCAAGGAUGGAUCAGUAUCCCGAUGAAAACGAGGAGUUCGAGCUGCAGUACCAAGAUGAAUUGGAGUUGCUGGAGGAUUUACCGGACGAGUUUAACCCUUACGAUGGUCCCAGCACCUCGAAACAGGCGGCUGAAAAACAAAAGGAAAACCAAGCUCCCUUGGGCUUAAAAGAUAAUUCCCGCUUUGGAAAUUCCACAUUGGGAUCGCCACAACUAUCACAGAUUAGCUUUGGAGCCAGCAGUCAAUUGGAAACAGAGGAUGCAGGCGGAGGCCAUGUUAAUCGGCGACUUUUCGGGACUCCCAAGGGCCCUCCCGCUGGAAGGGGAUGCUCCACGCCCUUCCAGCGAAUGCCCGCCAUCCAGGAACUGGAACAGACCCAACUCACUUCCAGGGACAAGGACGCCAAUACCGCUGCCGAAAAACUCCAGGAAGUUGGCCUUAAAAAUGUGAAUAAGCGGCGUUUGGAACGUGACCUCUUUGGCGAUAUCGAUGACCUCUUCCACGAAUCCUACGAAGAUCCCUUGGUGAAGAAGGCCAGAACCGAGGAGCAGCGCGACCACGAAGCCAUCGAUAAGAUCCUCGAACUCCGCCGCAAAAUGCGCGAAUCCAGUAAAACUUUGCGAAAAGAUGAUGUUAGCAAAUUAAAGGAUUUACAUGACUUCAAGAUGCGGAACCUCUCCUAUGAGAUACCAAAUUGGCCCUUUUUGGCCAUCCAGCGCAGUGAUCUGGAGCGGAUCUAUGUGCGGUUCCAUUCCGAGGACUACGAGCAAAGGCAGCUGGACAUGGUCAGCGCCCGUGGCGAAGUGGUGGGCAGUCUUCUGGGCGAGGCCAAGGACAAGAUCUGGCAGGAAGCCGGUGAAAUAGUUCUAAGCCGGACUGCCAGCGAAUCAGAGGCAGAUGUAACCCUCGUGGCCACCAAUUCCACCACUGAACCGGGACGCCUUUGGGUGGAAAAGUACAAGCCGCGGAAAUACAUUGACCUGCUUUCCGAUGAAAUGACCAACCGGAGUUUGCUCUACUGGCUGAAGAUGUGGGACAAAGUGGUCUUUGGCAAGGCAUUCCACAGCAAACAGGAACAGGAGGCGAUGGCAGGAGAAGCCGGAGGCGGAGGAGGUGGUUCCAAUAACCAACUGAAUAGCUUCAAUAAGCGCACUGGCAAAUUCGAAUCGAAUGGCGGCUGGCGACAGCGCAAAUCCCGCCAAGCGCUCAACACAAAUGUGGAUGCCCUGGGCAGACCCAUGCAGAAGGUUGCCCUGCUUUGUGGACCUCCAGGUCUGGGCAAGACCACGCUGGCACACACGAUCGCCCGGCAUGCUGGCUACAAUGUCCGGGAGAUCAAUGCCUCCGAUGAUCGCAGUCCGGAGGCCUUCAAGUUGGCCCUGGAGAAUGGCACGCAAAUGUCAUCGGUGCUGAAUACAGACAAGCGACCCAAUUGUAUAGUUCUAGAUGAAAUUGAUGGUGCUCCCCGUCAGUCAAUCGAAUAUCUGGUCAAGUUCAUCAGCGAUGGAGUUUUCAACAAAGGCAAAGCCAAGGGUGCCAAAGCUGAGCAUAAUAUUUUAAAGCGUCCCAUUAUCUGCAUAUGCAAUGAUGUCUAUGAUCCCGCGCUGCGACCAUUGAGACAAGUGGCCUUUGUGGUCACUUUUCCGCCCAUCGAUGCUGCGCGUCUGGCGGAAAGAUUGGUUAAGAUUGCCUACAGAGAGCAGCUGAAAACUGAUUUUGGUUCUCUGAUUGCCUUGGCUGAGAAAUCAGGCAAUGAUGUAAGAAGCUGUAUAUCAUCUAUGCAGUUUUUCAAUGCCCAAAAACAGUGCCUUACUCUGCAGGAUGUGCUCAAUAAUAAUCUAGGACAGAAGGACAGACAUCAAGGCCUUUUUGCUGUGUGGGAAGCUAUAUUCCGAAUACAACGGCCACGCAAAACUCUCCAGACUGACGCGAAUAAGGGCGAUGAACCCGCUCAGGUCACAAUGACCAAUAUGUCGGUUAACACACGAGUUCGCAAUGUUCUGGAUGCCGUCCAUUCUAGUGGGGAUUACGAAAGGCUAACGCAAGGCGUAUAUGAGAAUUAUCUGCAACAGAAGAUGCCCGAUCCGAACCUUACGGGCGUUUGCGAUGCCCUCAAAUGGUUUUGCUUCACGGAUACGGUGCAGCAUCAGAUUAGCAGACAGCAGAACUACAGUGUGUACCCGUACCUGCAGUACGGCUUUGUCGUCUGGCACUUGCUGUUUGCCACACUGGCCUGGCCGAAAAUUGCAUUUCCCACGCGUGGCUUUGAGUUCCAGCAGAAGAGCACCAAUCAGAGGAACAUUUUUCAGGCUCUGUGCAAAGGGGUCACCACCUCGGCGUUGGGUGUGGGUCAGGGCAAAACUCUGCUCCUCGAUACGGUGCCUUUGCUGAAGAGGAUUCUGUCGCCACAACUUCGCUCCGUGGCGGUGCAGUUGUUGUCUCCAAAGGAGCAACAGGACUUACGCCACACCAUCGAGGUGAUGGUUGAUCUCGGCCUGACUUUUGUUCAAGUCAAGUCCCAAGAAGGACAUUAUGUCUUUCAAACCGAACCAGAUCUGGAUGCACUCAGUACAUUUCCAGGCUUCCCUGGUCUAACGCUCCCCUACUUUAGUCGCCAGUUGAUAGCCCGCGAAGUGGACUUGGAACGCAUACGGCGAGCUGCUCCCAAAGGCGGUGCUCCUUCAGCUCCUUCGGUCGCCAAAAAGAAAACUGCAGGAAGUGCAGCUGCUCAGCUGCCCAAUCAUUUGCAAACAUUGAAGCCGAAACCAAUUUCGGAGCCUAAUAUGCGCAGUGCACCCAAACAGCAGCUAACCAAGGACUUUUUUGGUCGCAUUACCCACAAAACGACUUCAAAAAAUUCAACAGAGGAGGCCAAAACCGAUGCCAUUGUAAAAAGCCCCAUUUGGUAUCGCUAUAAGGAGGGUUUCAACAAUGCCGUCCGCAAGGAUGUUCACAUACACGAACUACUCUAGACCACUAUUAUUUUAUUAUUCUCACUUAAGUCAACACCUUUAUUUAUUAAAUAAAAAAAGUAAGUGCAACGCAUUAACAGAAAUAUUAAAUAUUUAAAACUACUUUUACCAUAUUUUUUAACCGUUAAGAAAUAUCAUUGUCAAAUUAUAGCUUUUGAUGAUGAGUUGUAAGUUUAAAAACAUUGUUGAGCUUCAAAAGGGUAUCAUUCUCUGAUUGCCUAAUAAAUGUCUAAAACAAUUAACUUGGAUUUUAAUGUAAACAGUUCGGUUGACGUCAUUUUUAGAUAGUUUGAAACAAGUCAUUUAAAAUGGAAUAUCUUGGGGGGUGGAAAGUUAUAAGUAUUUAACAUUAUAAAGUUUAAGCCCUUUUUUUGCAUUAAGGGGUUUCACUGGCAUCUU